UUCUCAGUGUAAUUUAAUGCAGAGCCUCAUGACACACAAGUACACACACACACACCAACAUGCACACAAUCGCUCAGGUUGAGAUGCAGAGCAGGCACACGUGUGCUGGUUUGUGAGCAGGGGUGAUUCUUCAUGUGUUUCUGACUCAUUAACUUAACUGUGUUGGUCUGAUGGUGGACGUUGGACCUGGAGGGAAGGAGAGGCAGCACGAGAAGAAGAGAAGAGAACAGGAAAGAACAGAAGGAAAGAGGAUAUGAAGAAUGGGAUAGAAAAAGCAAUGGACAAACCAACACUUCUAGUUGAGGAGAUGGACUGAAGUGAGUCAGAGAGGCAGAGAGGACAAAUACCCUGAAUGGACAUGGGCAGAGAGCGACCAUCCCUGGGACUGCUGCUGCGUGUGGGUGUUCUGCUCACUGCCGUGUGCGUGUGCGUUCAUGUUAUCCUAGAGACAGGUUGGUCUGGGACAUCUGAACCCCCGGGACGUCCCUCAGCUGCGGGACGUCCCAUCCUGUCUGAUCAGAACCUGGGCCAACAAAGCAGAACUAAGCGGGUGUCUGCAGAAGUAGAGGAGCAGGACAGGAGCGUCAAAAAGAGGAUCUCUUACGUUCGGACCCUGAAGAAGGAGAGUCCAGGUAAGAAGAGGGACGAGGACGGAGAGGCCCCCUCAGCUCCUCUCAGCCCGCACAGAAAGACUCCUCGGUGGCACAUAGAGCUGGAGCCAUGGGCCAGUGAGAGUCAUUCUCUGGAGGAAGAGGCCAAAAGGUUCCUCAGCUACAUCACAACACCACAAGUGGUUUGUUCAUCGCUGGCUCGUGAAGAAGCUGCUCCAGAUGGGUCAAAGGACGCGUGGGCUGUGUGCCUGGACCCGAAGUACAGCCUGACCCACAGGAUACAAAGCAAACACUGCAGGAUCUACUCUUUUGGGUUGGGGGAGGAUGACCGGACCCUGGAGCGCUCCCUCGCCAGCUCAGGCUGCGAGGUCCACUGCUUCGAUCCCGGCCUGAAGCAGCCUCACCUGCAGGAGGCCGACAUGUGGCUCCAUCGGCUCUCGGUGGACUGGAGGGAUCCCAACCCGGCCGUCGUGGCCCAACGUCAGUACGCCAACACGAAGAAACUGGCCACCAUCCUGAAUGACUUUGGACACAGACAGGUGGACGUGCUUAAGGCGGACAUGGAGAGCGCAGAGUGGAAGAUCUUGGAGAACCUGAUCCUGGAGGGAGUUCUGGACUCGGUGGGUCAGAUGCUGCUGGAGGUUCACCUGCACUGGGCUGGUUUCGAGGUGGGCGGCGACGACCCGUCAGUGGUGCGGUACUGGUUCAGCCUGCUCAAAGAGCUGGAACGCGCCGACUUCCGGCUCUUCCAUGUGCACAGUGACCCGGCAAAGCCACACCUCUUCCUGCACAAGAAUAUUCUCAAUGCCAGCAGUGUUUACACACUGAGCUGGGUGAACACGCAGUGGAAGCCUUGAGCCAGAUUGACAAAAAAAAACAAUAAACUGCAGGAACGGCAACUGGAUUAAAAUUCGCGAGUUUGUGUACAUUUUUCAGUGCGAGCACGAAUUCCUGCUGCAGCACACCUGCUCUUAUCUGGCUUGACCUUUUCGUAAAGCUAAAAUCCCUGCUCCCACUUACACACCCCCCUCCUCCCGCUCCUGGCCUGUAAUGACCUCAGUCGUGUAGAGGGGCAGAGUAAUUGCCUGCAGAGGCGUCUCUGUGUUCUACCUCAUUGUGGCUGUGUUGUUGGCUGCAGGUCAGCCUCUGAGUCACACCCACCCGGGUGGGUAUGGCUCAUGGCCAGACGGUCCUGCCUGAUAUUAGACAACCUUUUUGGAUUCACAGACCCAAGAGACAGCAGCCGGCAGAACAGUGGAUUAAUUCAGACACUUUAUGUUAAAGGAGGAAGGAAGAUGGGAUCUGCUCUGGAGGCAGAAGAUAAGUGUCUGGACACUUCCCUGCGGAUGAACUUGUUAGACUAUGUCUGGAUCACAGAACAAGACAAUUUUAUGAAUAACUGCAUUAUUAAAGUCUCAUGUACGCAGUGUGUGUAUUGGAUAUUUGAAUGAGGAUGUGUGACAGAGAAAAGAUUCAGGUGUAUAUAUCUUCUUCUGAAGUUUAAUUGGCCUUUACCACAAAAAUCAACAAAUUUAGUCAAAAAAUUUAACACUAAACAAAAAUCAUAAACUUACACAACUUGCCAAAUACUUUGAUAUAACUUAAUUAAACAAGGAAACAAAGAAUUGUUUUUUUCUUUUUCAUGAUAUUGUGUUAACCUAUAUUGUGUUUUUAAAAAAAAUUAUAUGCAAGAAUUCUUCAUUAAAAACAACGAGACCUACGUUAUAUA
Molecule: messenger RNA, 2340 nt
Organism: Hippoglossus stenolepis (Pacific halibut)
Lineage: Eukaryota; Metazoa; Chordata; Actinopteri; Pleuronectiformes; Pleuronectidae
Gene: mettl24
Product: methyltransferase like 24
Exons: 5
Coding region: 353-1468 (371 amino acids)
Source: RefSeq, a predicted model, not a curated record